Scatophagus argus is the source of this 2564-nucleotide messenger RNA. It is a transcript of the gene avpr2b.1, whose product is annotated as arginine vasopressin receptor 2b, tandem duplicate, 1. The record is from RefSeq and is a predicted model, not a curated record. Gene Ontology annotation, molecular function: vasopressin receptor activity; peptide binding. The coding region runs from base 258 to 1331 and encodes 357 amino acids. Gene Ontology annotation, cellular component: membrane. Gene Ontology annotation, biological process: positive regulation of vasoconstriction; regulation of systemic arterial blood pressure by vasopressin; G protein-coupled receptor signaling pathway. The transcript is spliced from 2 exons. NCBI's taxonomy places the organism in Eukaryota, Metazoa, Chordata, Actinopteri, Scatophagidae.
GAUGAGGAGAUCUGAAACUGCUCUCCCUCUCUCCGUCUUCUCUGCGAACACCUCAGCGGACGCUCUCAACACUUGUUGCUUCAUGGAGAUUCACCCACUAAAGUCCCACCACUAUUUUCCAAGAAAUUAUAUUUUCAAAUCCAGGCUGCUUGCCUACAUUUAUUUUAUUCUUCAUAUGCCCCCCACUUCAUCUGGAAUCACCUGGAGUGGUUGUAUGAAAGUCUUCUGCUACACAUUGCUGUAGUGGGGGCAAAAGCAUGGCUUGGUUCAGUGUAAACAGCAGCAACAUCACUUUGGAGAGCUUUCUGUCUAGAGAUGAGCCGCGAGAUGAGCGCCUGGCUCAGGUGGAAAUAGCUCUUCUGUCCGUCAUCUUCGUCACUGCCGGAAUCCUAAACUUCGGGGUCUUGUUGGUGCUGUGGAAGCGGAGGAAGCAGCUCUCCAGGAUGCGCGUCUUCGUUUUCCACCUGUGCGUCGCCGAUCUGGUGGUCACAUUUUUCCAAGUUUGUCCCCAACUCAUGUGGGACAUCACCGACAGAUUCGUCGGUCCAGACAUAUUGUGUCGCGCCGUGAAGUACCUGCAGGUGGUCGGGAUGUUUGCCUCCACUUAUAUGAUAGUAGUGAUGACGAUAGACCGAUACCAAGCCAUCUGCAACCCCAUGGUGACUUUCCAGAGGGGCAGGGCGCGCUGGAACGGCCCGGUGUGCGCCGCAUGGUGCGUCUCUCUCAUCGGCAGCCUCCCGCAGAUCUUUAUCUUCUCUCGGGUCGAGGUCGCUCCCGGAGUGUUCGACUGCUGGGCGCAGUUCAUCAAGCCGUGGGGACCAAAAGCCUACGUGACCUGGACGACUCUGGUAAUAUUCGUGCUGCCCAUCCUCAUGGUAAUCGUGUGUCAGGUGCGCAUUUGCCGCAGUCUGCACCUUAACUUUCACAUGAAGACGCACCACGUUGGGGAGGUGGUCAGUAAGUCGCUGUCCUCCCGGGCCAGCAGCGUGGCUGGGGUGUCCAAGGCGAGGGUGAAGACGCUGAAGAUGACCGUGGUCAUCGUGCUCGCCUACAUCAUCUGCUGGGCGCCUUUCUUCACCGUGCAGCUCUGGUCUGUCUGGGACGAUGAGGCGCCUACUCAGACUGCAACCUUCACCAUCUUGAUGCUGCUGGCCAGUCUCAACAGCUGUGUGAACCCCUGCAUCUACCUGCUGUUCAGCGGUAAUCUGCCCAAGAGUCUGGUGGUCCUGAUGUGUGGGGAUCAGCCUGAUCUGAAGGGGUCCAUCCAGGAAGAGACCACCAUGGUCAGCUCCCUGUACAUCAGUCUCAAGAGCUUGUCAGACUGCAGAUAAAAGUAUCAACACCUCAAUCCUGCUUUAGUUGUGGGGACAAACAUCACAGCAGAACUACAAGUCCCUGUAGUAACUGUAUAUAUGUGACAGUGAAGCAUUACGUAUGAUAGUAUCCAUAAAGUUACUAUUUUUAUGUUUUCCGUGGUGUUAUUUUUAAGAUGGCGGCCUGUUGAUUGUGAUUUUGAGUGAAUAGCUGUUUUGAUCGUUACUGGGUGGAUUGCCAUGAAUUUCGGGUCAGACAUUUAUGCACCCCAGUGGCUAAAUUCUACUGACUUUGGUAAUCCCUUUAACUUUUUCUCUAGUGUCGUCAUCAGGCGAAAUUUUAAUUUGUGCAAUGCCUGGAAAACUAAUGACAUUCCGAUCAACCGCAGUCAUGUUUACUGACAAGUACAAAUUUUAGGAUGCAAACACACUAAACUAAACAGCAUUUAGCUCAACGCACCACUGUGUCUAAAUACGACCUCACAGGACCACUAGCAUGGCUGUAGGCUCUUAGGUUUUUAGUCAUCAAUACUCAGUGAGAUGUGGCAAAUGUUCUGACAAAUGUCAGGCUAUGCCAGCGUGGGACCCGUCAAGAGGCAAAAAUAUACUCCAGCUCUGACCUACCUUGUCCUUUAAUUGCCACUGACCCAGGCAAAGAGCAGAUACUCUGUGGACUAAAUCUGCUUCAGCUGAAGUACUGGUGGCGUAAAAUGUGGCUUAGCGCAAUGUUUCUUUUUUCUGUUAAUCGUUAAUGUUAAUUUGUUGUAUUGUAAAUAUUAAUUGUUAAGAAUCAUGAAAUGGAAACACCAUUUGCAUGUAAUCUUUGUUGUCAGAUGUUUACGUAAAAGCUGAUCUUCUGUAAUGAUAAUAAUUCUCUAAAUUCAGCUAUGUACUAUGUGAACUGAAAGUGUUUCAUUCAAAUGUAAAUGUGGUUUAUCUUGUAAGUAUGUAAUAGUUUAUGUAUGAAUCUUUUGAAUGUUAUUCUUCAUUCUGCUUUUCCAUCUGUAUAUAUGAUCAUAUGUAAGAGAAUGACCAAUAUCUGUUAGAUGUUGGUUAAAAUAGUUUUCACACAGUAGAUGGGUCUGUGUUUGUUAAAUCUGAAGUGUCUUCAGAUUCAGACUUGCAGCAAGAUUCUCACUGAUAAAAGUGUCAACAUGUUAACUUUUUCUCUCAAACCCGAAGGAGGGAAGUUCUUCAAGGUGCUGCCAAAUAAACUGUUGUAAAUUUUCACAUGCCCAUUUUCUUUCCUCC